Molecule: messenger RNA, 4170 nt
Organism: Annulohypoxylon truncatum
Lineage: Eukaryota; Fungi; Ascomycota; Sordariomycetes; Xylariales; Hypoxylaceae
Product: MED14-domain-containing protein
Exons: 2
Coding region: 469-3801 (1110 amino acids)
Biological process (GO): regulation of transcription by RNA polymerase II
Cellular component (GO): core mediator complex; mediator complex
Molecular function (GO): transcription coregulator activity
Source: RefSeq, a predicted model, not a curated record
GCCUGCCUCGCCUCGACGAUUUUCUUUACCUACGCAUGAACUCAUUCCACCUCUCGCCAUUCUUUGUACCUGUGACUUUUCCCAAGCAUCGCGUAUUGUCUUUCUCUUUAUGUUGCAUACAACGUCCGCCAUCACCUUGCGCAUACUUAUUUACCUCGUACUGUUGAAUACCAUUCAUUGACAACCGAAAAGAAGAGGCAAUAUUCCAUAUUCCUCGCAUCCCUCGACUUUCCACAUCUAACUAAAAAAAAACGUGCCCCGUGCGAACCAGACGAAAUCACUAGUAAAGCCAAACCGCAUCGGAAGAAUCCCAACUUUACCCUCACCGACCAGCUUCAAACUUAUAACACAUGCCUCGGAGCAUCGUCGCACCUCCGUCUCUCUCUUUUGCAUCGACCGAUAUCCUAGACGCCCUGGUGAGCCCAACUCAAGUCUCGCGCCGCGCCGGCGGAAGGGGGUUCGAGGCAUAUGAUGCCUGGUGUCGUCAUGAUGGAGAACGGCGUUCGGGCACCACUAGCCACAAAUCAUGACAGAGAUCACGGACAGUUCGUCAACGGCAAUGGUAACCUCGCACCUCACUCGAACGGUAGUCUCGCCGGAGCUGGAGCUGGAGGCAGCAACGGAGUGAACAAUAUGGCGAAUGGAGACGAGGGCGUCGAGGGCGCGAUCGUAGCGCAAUCACAGAACGCAUCGCGUAUGAAUGACCUUCCUGACGAGAUAAAACACAUUACGCAAGGUUUCGUCCCGUUGGGAGACCUUCUCGCGCGCCUCGCGCAGAAAACCCACAACCAAUUAGUAGACGAAAUUGUCGCCCUGGCUAAGAUGCCGGUGUCAACGCCUGCUAUGAAUGGCAAUUCAGGACAUGUUAGCGGAGCCGUGGACGACAACUCACCCGAAAACAUAAACAAGAAGGUUAGAUUACUGAAUUUCGCUCAGGAGAGACAUACGGAAUGGGUGAAGGCGACGGUGAUUGCGAGAUGGAGUAGGAACGCACAUAACGUCAGCAAGCUUAUCGACUUGUUCAAUCUUUAUCGCGAGCAGCAGAUGAGAUAUAACAACACCGUAGGACUAUUGGCUGCUACUAAAACCUCUCUAGCACACGCACGACUACCGAACCCUGACCUUCGCACUGCUCUUCACGUACUCUCAACCGGCACAGCGCCCUGGAUGCCGGAUCUCAACUACCUCGAUGUGCCCCCCUUAUCUUCUAAAGACAAGCUACAAUGGAUCGAAAAUUUGAAUACGCUGCUUUCGAUCCGUCUUAACUUGGAAGAUUACGACAACAUCCCAUACCACUUCCAGAACUACACCAUUCAUUCUGGUCGCGUCACCUUCAAGGUUCCCGGCGAGUUCGAGGUUGACCUUACCAUAGCCGAUGAGGAUUUUGACAAGCAAUUCUGGUUCAUUGACUUCCGAUUUGACUUUACCCCUGCGCCAACCGAACUGUCGGACGUGUUGAGAAUGCGCCUGGAGAGCAAGGUCAACGAAGUAUUAGAGAAGGAUGGCCUCCAUGGAUGUUACAAGUUCCUCCACGAAUUGGUGUUAACCCAGAAGAUCACCGAGUACGUGCGCCAGGCAUUCGAAAUGAGCAAGGGUCGUUGGGUGGACAUGCUCAAGGUAGAGCGACUCAACCGAGCUAUGUCUAUUCAAUAUUGGGUCGGUCGCUACCAGCCAGAAGGUCCAAAGAGCUGGAUUAUUUUAGGCGUCAACAGCGGCAAGAAGGGAAAUGGUCUUGAGAGUCCGGACUCAUCGAGCUAUCUUACCUUGCGUUGGUUCAGAGACAAUCGGGAAGUGAAGGAAUUCGAUAUCCCAUUUGACGAUGCCAAUAUUUCAACGGAGGACCUCUUACUUCGAGCUAUUAGUAAACACGUUGAAUAUAUUCUCACGUCAAUCCACUCUAAGCUAAAACCAAACGGACGAUUCACCAAGAGGGAAGCCGGCCUCAUUUUAGACGUCCCGACCGACCCCUCGACGCAGCCAACGCUCAAGAUGCAGUUAAGUCACAGUCAUUAUGUGACUGUCGGUAUCAACCCCACCUCUGGAAUGUUCUCGAUGAAGCCGCAGUCUCCUUUGACUUGGAAAGCAGAGCACAAGCUGAAUUACGGCUCGAAAGAUCCUAUACAAGAUAGCGUUCCCUAUCUAGAGACUCUGAGAUGUCAUCACGUGGUGGAGGAAAUCAUCCGACGUGGGAAGAGCGCGGGCUGGGGCGUUUGCAAAGGGCCUGUGAAACCAGAAAUAGUGAAGGGGGUCUUGACCGGGCGUGAGACGGGCCAAUUCAUAUGGCUCAGGCGACGUGGCUGGCCAGACCAAUGGCAUUUGAUGGUCAACCUGAGCUUGAGCGGUGACAAAUGGUAUUUGAUGGAAGUCAAUUCUCACCCUAACGGGGAGGGUCGAAUCGCAUCGCACACCAAGCUAUUGCUCAGCUCUUCUGCGCCAAAUCUAGAGGAUAGAUUCUUCUCUAACUUGACCACAUUCACUGCUGCUAUGAUAUCGCACCUUACUGAUCUGAAAGCUCUACACAAGCGACGGAUAAAGCAGGUUUCGCACAUUGGGGUUAAUUACGCUCUUCCCGCGAAUAUGAAGGUACCCUCUAUCUUCAUUAAGCUUUCCGACAUCUUGAGACAGCCGCAAUCAGAUCAACCGGAAAAGCGAGUCGCACGCUGGGCACAUGAUUUCGUAGAGAUUACCUUUAGGGGCAUGCGCACAUUAUCUACGCAUCCGCAUAUACCGAGUGGCGAGAAAACCGACGCCAACGAGACUGAAGGAAGCACAGAACAACCCAAGGAGUUAUUACGGGCGUUCUUGGACGCCCGACUUAAGGUGUCCGACCCGGAUAGGUUUGGGCUCCUCAAGGGUCAUGUUGAACGCGAUGUGGCAUUUAAUAAGGCCAUUGGAGUAUUCGCGCUGCGCUUAGAAGCAAACGUUGGAAGCAGCAUAUUAGACACACUUACGAAUCGCCUGAAAGCUAUCGACAAACUGGCAGACUGCAUAGACGCCAUACGCAGAAGCGAUAGGGAUAUCCAAUGCGAAGAAAUCACCCUUAACAAGGUUGUGAUUACGUAUACCGAUCGGCAGAAGUCGGAUGGUGGCGCGACGAUCCAACCCCGUGGCGAUCGUUGGAAGGCGACGUUGGAACUGGGCCGAGAGAAGAUCGAACUCAAGCUCGGGCAAGGCAACCCGCAGCUACGCGCUCUCGACCAUUUCCGGCACCUCAUCAACUCACACCUCCGCUGCGGAAAACUGCCAUUUUACUUAUCGAGCACCCUACCCAUCCACCGUGCUCUAGACUCGGUCGAAGAUGCUUGGGAGGACCUCGCAAUGAAUAAUCGAGGCCGAGUUGAAAUCUUCGCACCUCACUUAGAUUGGUUUAAUAUCCGAUACCAUCUUCCCGGCCUAAACAGAACCCCCCAGGUCUCGCGGCGUCUGACGCUACAAGUUCGACUUCAAAAUCGCCGCGAGGGCGUUGAGUGGGAAAUAACCCGUGUGGAACCCGGCAGAACACCGAAACCGGACGACGAGUUCAAGCAAGUGCUUGACAAGGUUUACAAUGCCGAUGGCAAGGCGUGGAGGUCCCUAGGCGACUCAGCUUCGAGCAAGAUGGAUCAUCGUGUAGGGGAGUUGAUCAAGGCCGUCGACGAGGCAGUAAGGCGGCUCGCAAUGCAGUCACCGACGGUGGUGAAGCAGAAUCAGCCUAGGACGCAAGUGCAACCAAGAAGCCAAGCUCAGGCCGUGUAUCAUAAGGCGAUGGCGGCUAGCAGGGCUCGACCACAGGCGGGGCAAGUGGUGGUUCUGGAUGAUUAGGAAUAAGCUGUUGGCGCAGGGAGGGCGACAGGUAUACGACGAAAAAAAAAGAGAGGCUCAAGAGAGAAUGCGAUGUUGUAAGUUGGGGAUGUCGGUCAUACUUGAGAUACCCUUAGGAAACAGGAUAAGCUGGGCGAACGGGGAGAAAAUAACCUCCAUUUGCCUACAACGAUGAAGGCUGCGAUGAACGUAUUAGUAAUGAUAUCUUUGUCAAGGCUGUUUUUUGGUCGCCCAGUUGCUCCGCAGUGCUGGGCGUGUGUGCUAUCAUUGUGGAUACGUCGAAAGGCUCGUCUAGCUAUCAAACACGGGAAAGAGAUAGCUAAUACAUAAAUAUUAAAUCCCUAUAUAACACUUAUCAAAGGGGGGGGG